AUGAGUGGCAUCCAGCGCUUCCUCACUAAGCGUGGGGAGAAGCAUCGACGGCAAGUCAAACAGGGAAAAGAGUCACAUAACCCAGGUGUACGAAGCUACCUGCGGGGCCUUGUCAUUAAAAGUGAAGCUGUUCCAAGCAGUGACACCAGCGAAGGCCAAAAGGUCAAGAAAUUAGAGCAACGACUCGCCUCGAUCGGAAUUCUCGACCUCAAUAGCGCACAAAUCCAUGGCGCACUCACGUCCCCGUACGCGCAGGGGGAUACGGAAAAGGCAUUUGAUCUCCUCAUGAUAAUCGAAGACUCGAUCGAGGGUAUUCUACAGGACUAUAACCCCGAUGUGAAAUUGGUGGGCGCGGUGAAUCGCCAGGGAGUCACAUGUUACCUGGAUGCUCUAUUGUUCGCAAUGUUCGCUCGGCUGGACUUUUUCGAGGCCAUCCUGUAUCGACCUUUCACCGACAACAACGAUCCACGGAGGAAAUUGGUCAUUCUGCUCCGCUUGUGGGUGAAUAUGCUGAGGUCUGGAAGACUUAUUACAACCGAUAUUACCGAACACUUGCAAGAAGCCCUCUCCGAAUGUGGAUGGCCAGAAGCUGCCAAACUCUGUCAGCAGGAUGCAUCAGAGGCAUUCACCUUUGUUACAGAAAAGUUAGAGUUACCUCUCCUAACUCUCAAAAUGGACAUCUACCAUACGGGCAAAGAAGAUGUCGCGGACGACCACAAGUUCAUCAAUGAGAGAUUGCUAGAAGUCGCAAUUCCACCAGAGCACGAAGAUGGCACUGCAAUCACUUUGGAAGAAUGCUUAGAAACCUACUUCAACAAUAAGAUUGAAGUCAAAAGGUACCUCGAGAGACGCGGGACGAUCAACUCAGUAAGAUCUUUUGACUCGACAACGAAAGCAGGCACUGUGCAUGUCGAAACUGUUGAGGUGGGCUCUUCAGCUCCAUCUCCUAUCCGGACUUCAUCUCCAAAGCUUGAAUAUCCGAUGCCAGAAAAGUUCUCGGUAUCGUCUAUGUUAACUCGACGUUCCAGCAUCGUUCAAGAACGGUUUGUCCCCGAUAAGGACUCUCAUGAUGACCUCAUCCACCCAGGUCGAAAGAGAAAAGGAAGCUACCGCAAAGAAGUCAUGAUGCCGGCAUGGCAGUUCUUCAGCUUGAUUCCAUGGUACACGGACAACACACCCAUGAACGACGCCCAAGUUGCAGCUCAUUUUUCUUCGAAGCGGCCCAUUCUGGGCAUGUGCUUGAAACGUUAUAGCAUCCUACCCAACGGCAACGCUAUCAGAUUAAAUACGUUCGUUGAUAUCCCAACAGAGAUCGGAUUGCCACAUUUCAUCCAAGACGAUAGACUAGACGAGGACGGACCAUUGUAUGGCAAUUUCAAGCUGUCGCUGCAAUCCGUUGUCUGCCAUAGAGGCAACUCCGUUGAUUCAGGCCAUUACAUCUCACUUGUACGAGGUACUAAAUUCGAUUUGCCUUCGACCUCCCAUAGCGCCGAGACGAAUAUAGGCGCGGAGAAUAGUGAUCUGUGGAUGCGUUUUGAUGACUUAGCCGCCGAUCGAGUCACACGGGUCAACAUUGAACAGGCGCUAAAAGAAGAAUCGCCGUACCUUUUGUUUUACCAGAUAGUGCCGAUUGAUGAAGGCCUCACAGAAGAAUAUCUUAGUGAUAAGCGGACAUCUUUCAUCAGUGGAUCCGAAGACCUGCAUGAUGAACCAGUGAAGGAGAUUCACUUGUCGGCAGUCAGUCUAGAAUCAACCGGUCGAGACACAUCCUCAGUUAGGCUCAGCUUCGAUCUUUCAAGUUUGCGUCCUACCCUAGACAAUACCGAGACCGACGCGUCUUCCACUGUUCCGGAUAGAACGAUGACAGAUAUCAAGGACAACGCACAGAAUAACACCAGCCUCCGCGAUGCAUUUGCCGCUCGUCGGUCCUUGUCCAUACCUCGCCGAGGAAAGGAAUCGCAAAGUCGUUCCCGCAGCCGAGGCGGAGAUCAAUCGGGAGAGAAGCGUCUCAGUACUGCCUUUUCAAGAUUCACCUCACGAAUGAGCAAGGAAAAGAGCAUAGAAAAUCCUUCCGCGAACGCUGAUGAACACGAAGGUCAAGCGGAUGCCGAAGAUGGUACAGUACCAUCCAUCGCUUACGAUGAGAACGAGGUCAAGGAACCAGAGCGAGGCCGAGAUAUGACCACCAAACAGAAUAACGGCAAACAGCGUCGCAAGCAAUCAACGAACAAGAAGGAGAGACCCGACCGAGAAUGCCUUGUGAUGUAA
This is a messenger RNA of Talaromyces amestolkiae, 2268 nucleotides long. RefSeq lists its product as uncharacterized. Bases 1 to 2268 code for a protein of 755 amino acids. The record is from RefSeq and is a predicted model, not a curated record. Gene Ontology annotation, biological process: protein deubiquitination. Gene Ontology annotation, molecular function: cysteine-type deubiquitinase activity; cysteine-type endopeptidase activity. Lineage: Eukaryota; Fungi; Ascomycota; Eurotiomycetes; Eurotiales; Trichocomaceae. The transcript has 5 exons. Gene Ontology annotation, cellular component: cytosol; nucleus.